UUUGGGGGGGGGGUUCGACAUUCGACGGCACCACACAACGCGCACGACGCUGCGAAUCGCGCGAGUAGAGUUGCGUUUGAUCACUCAACCAGAACGGUGUUGCGGUGGUUUCGUUGCGCUUUUCAUCUCCGGUUCUCUGGUGCACGGCCCGCACUUUAUCGCGGCACGCACUUUGCGGAGGACAUCACGCAGGUCGCGUGGCCUCGUGGUGUUGGUACUGUUGUCGUUGCGUGGAGUUGCAUCCGUUCGGUGUUUGCGUGCGUGCGUCUAGUGCCCAGUGCGUUGAAUGUGCGACCGUGUGGGAGCGUUUAAGCGGUUCAGUGUGUAUGAUCGUAUGAAUGCUUCAUAAUUACAACAUAAAUUUAUGCACGCCAGCUUCGUUCGGGUUCGCGUGUCGUUCGGUGUGGUUCGUGAGUUGGAAAAAGUGGUAAUAAAUAAGCAAACAAAACCUAUAGCGGCUUGGAGUGCAUGUGCAAUCGGUGCGCGGUGUGAUCGUGCUAGCAGCAGAGGUGGUGGUGAUUAAUUGGCCUCCGAUUUCCUAAAACCUUCCGGCGGCAAGUGCAAAAUUUCGGAAGAAUUUGCAUACGAGUUUCCGACAACGUGCAGUGUUCUGCUGGCUGCUAAUUGAUAUGUUUGCCCGUGCUGUGUAGUGAAUUUUGUGGUGAUUGCUGUGAGGUUUAAUGCAAGCAUGCAGCUACUGUGCGAUACUGUGGUGAUUAAGCGGAAGGAUGAAUCCAGCUCCAAUUUGCCACCCGAUCGGUGUUGAAAGUGUGACGGUUUUUUGAUGAACCAGAGUUUGGUGUUUUGGGAGCAACUGGACGUGAAAUUGCGACAGCGAGUGGAAGUCAAUCAACUUGCGGUUUGAUGCUGAAUUGAAUUUUACUGAUUAUUUUGACGACAAAGCUGCUAAUUCGCGCGAAUCAUCGGCAGACUCCGGGGGACACCUUGGUAGGACGGCGGCAUCCAUCCAUUGAUUGAGUGACAGGUUGUGUUGGAGUGUAUGUGCCAGUUGGUGGCUUCUAGUUGGUAAGAUGUGCCCGGAACUUGAAGUCCUGCGCGUGGAUCUUCAACUUCCCGAUGUGUAUCGACGAGUGCGCGGUGUGAUUUAGCCGAGUGAAAGUGAAGUGCCCUAAGCCUGCAGAAAAAAAAAAUACGUCCACACAGCGAGAGAGUGUUCGCUACACUUAUGUGGUCACCGUGACGCUACCGUCUCCUUCCCUUUCCUUCCCAAAUCAACCCCCCCCCACCCCCCCCACACCAAGUCGUGUUCGUGUGUGUGUGAUCGUUUGUGCUGCAACCCGGCCGUCGGUAUGGCUAUACGAAUUAUUAACCACCAAACGGUGGUGAAGGGGCACGUAGUGUUGGUACUGUUGGUGCUGCUACUAUUUCAAACCUGUCGCCACCGGGCGCACGGGCUCACGGGUCUCCCCACGGUGCAGACGACCGGCCAGACGAAGAUCAUGCUAAAGGAGAGCCUGCUGAUACCGUCGAUGGACCCGGAGAAGGAGGCCAAGGCGAUGUACGAGAAGGCGCUGCAGCAGUACGGCAUCUACGGCAAAACGCUCAAAGAGAUCUGCAAGGCGUGGGUCACCCGGGGCUGCCAGUGCACCGGUACCAAAGAGGAGGUGACGCUCGUCUGCCGUGCCAUCGGGCUCGACACCGUGCCGGUCGAUCUGCCGUCGGAGCUCGUCAAACUAGAUCUAAGUAAUAACAACAUAACCAACCUACCAAAUAAGUCAUUCGACAUGCUGCCAAAUCUAGAGGAGCUAAUCCUUUCCCACAACAAGCUGGAUCACAUCAACAGUGAGGCGUUCUUUGGGCUGUCGAACCUGAAGAAGAUUGCGCUGCAGGGCUGUGGUUUGGCGAGCGUCCCGAUGGAAGCGCUGAGACGCGUCCGGACGGUAACCACUCUCUACCUUGACAACAACCUAAUCGCCGACAUGGAGAACGUUACCUUUCGGGGGUUUCACUUCCUGAAGAACCUGAGGCUGGAGGGCAAUCUGCUGCAGCGGGUACCGACGGACGCACUGAUCGGACUGAGAUCAUUAGAAGCUUUAAAUCUAGGUAAUAAUUUACUUACAAUAAUCAGAGAAAGAGAUUUUCCCGUUUUGGAUAAUUUAUACAUGUUAAUAUUAAGAAGAAAUCAAAUAGGUGAAAUUACUUCCGGUGCUUUAACGAACCUAACACGACUCAAAGUUUUAGAUGUAGACGAUAAUAGCUUAAGCGCUGUGCCUGUUGGCCUCGAGAACCUAAUGAUGCUGCAGGAAAUCUCGGCAUCAAACAAUCGCAUCCGAUGGAUAUCGAAGGGCGAUUUCCCCAAAAAUCUAGUCUCACUGGAUCUAAAGUCCAACCCGCUGGCCGGUAUCAAACCCGGCGCACUCCAAAACAUGCCACGGCUUCGAAAGCUAAUUCUUUCCGAUGUGCGCGGCCUCAAUGAACUACCUCCACUGGACGGUUGCACUUCGCUCGAGGUGCUGCGGCUAGACCGGGCCAACCUGUCCAAAAUACCUGAUCAUAUUUGUAAGACUUCACCCCGCUUGAGAAGCUUGGAUUUGAAAUCCAAUAUAUUGUUAAGCAUUCCAAAUGUAACAAACUGUCGUGAUUUAAGAUUGCUAGAUUUAGCCAGCAACAGGAUAAGCUCACUGCACGGUGCACCGUUCUCUAGUCUCGGUCAGCUGCACGAUCUGCUGCUUUCGAACAAUGAAAUCGAAUCCAUUCCGCACGAUGCGUUCAUCGGACUGGUCCGGCUGCAAGUGCUCGACAUGGAAUCGAACCAAGUUUUCUUCAUCCAUCCGGACGCCUUUCGACCGUUGAAAAAGCUCGAAGACUUAAACCUAGGCAAUAAUCUAUUUCCGCAGCUACCGACGACCGGGCUCGAACGGUUGCUGCAUCUGAAAACGUUCAACAAUCCGCACCUGCGCGAGUUUCCCCCACCGGAAGCAUUUCCUCGCAUCCAGACGCUCGUCCUGUCGUACGCCUAUCACUGCUGUUCCUUUCUGCCGCUCACGACGGCCCUACCGAAAGUUCCUAAUACCGUCAACAUUCGCGAGAACGUUCUCUUCCCGACCGAUAACGAGUUCGACAUGAGCCUGUGGAACAACAGCUACAACGAUAUCUGGCCGCAGUUGCAAAACCUUAGCAAAAAGUUCGGCACCCAAAUUAACGACCUGUUGAACGCGUACGGCGCCGAGUACGGUAGCUAUCCCGGCGGUCACGUACCAACCUUCCCGGACGAAUACUUCGAGGACGAGCUGGGCAUUACGCACGCAUCUCCAACCGCCCAACCGGGUGCAAUUCAGUGUCUGCCCGAACCCGGACCCUUUCUUCCCUGCCAAGAUCUGUUCGACUGGUGGACGCUACGGUGCGGCGUUUGGGUCGUGUUUCUGCUCGCCAUGCUCGGCAACGGGACGGUCGUGUUUGUGCUCAUCUUUUCCCGCUCGAAAAUGGACGUACCAAGGUUUCUGGUGUGCAAUCUUGCGGCGGCCGAUUUCUUCAUGGGCAUCUAUCUCGGCUUUCUGGCCGUGGUCGAUGCUUCCACGCUGGGCGAAUUUCGCAUGUACGCCAUCCCGUGGCAGAUGAGUGCCGGGUGUAAGUUGUCCGGCUUUCUGGCGGUGCUUAGCUCCGAGCUUUCCGUGUACACGCUUGCGGUAAUAACGCUCGAGCGCAACUACGCCAUUACGCACGCGAUGCACCUGAACAAGCGGCUGUCGUUGCGGCACGCCAGCUACAUCAUGACGGUCGGCUGGACGUUCGCCAUCACGAUGGCCGUCCUGCCGCUGCUCGGCGUGUCCGACUACCGCGUGUUUGCCGUGUGCCUGCCGUUCGAGAUCCAGAAGGGUAGCGGCAGCCUGGCGUACGUCGUAUUUCUCAUGUUCAUCAACGGAGUGGCGUUCCUCAUCCUGAUGGGGUGCUAUCUCAAGAUGUACUGUGCAAUACGCGGCUCGCAGGCCUGGAACUCGAACGAUUCGCGCAUCGCCAAACGCAUGGCGCUGCUGGUCUUUACCGACUUUAUCUGCUGGUCGCCGAUCGCGUUCUUCUCGCUUACGGCCGUGUUCGGGCUGCACCUGAUCUCGCUCGAGCAGGCGAAAGUGUUUACCGUGUUCAUCCUGCCGCUCAACUCCUGCUGCAAUCCCUUCCUGUACGCCAUCCUUACCAAGCAGUUCAAGAAGGACUGUGUGCUGAUCUGCAAAGCGAUCGAGGAGUCGCGUGUUACGCGCGGCAUUGGACGCUGUCGACAUAGUUCCAACUUCAGCAAUCGACAUACGCCCGCCAACACAAACUCGCUGGUGGAACGUUCCUCCAAAGAAUUACCACCGCUCCUCCCGGGCCAGACGUGUAACUGUUCGGCGAAGUUGAUGGAGCAAGAGACGGCUCGGCUACGGUUCCACCAUCACCAGCAACAGCAGCAGCAGCAUCAUCUGCGGCAGGGCGUUCUGGUGCGUACCUGGCGCAGAUUGAUGCUCUGCAGCUGGGGCACGGCGGAGGAACGUAAUCGGCGGGGUAGAGGAAGGAACGGUGAUCAGUACGCGUACCAGAUUGCGGAGAUUCAACAGAAGCAGCACAAGCGGGCAGGUUCGGUUUCGUCUAGCGAGAACUUUAGCUCGUCACGGUCGGACUCGUGGCGUAAUGCUCAGCAUCAUUGUGGUAUUCCGUUGCGAUUGCUCGAUCCAAGGCGUCGCCAUACAUCGUGGUUGAUUACGCGCAAGACGUCGCAGGACUCGAACCUUUCCAGCUCGCGGAAUGAUUCGUCAGGAUCGACGGCUACACAGAGCACCGGGACGUGGCGUAUUUCACGCUCGAGUGGUAGCACUUCGGUGGUGUUACCGGGUGUGCGUGUCGACGGUCAUCCUGUACCGAGCACCGCUCGACAAUCCAUCCCCGGCGGUAAGCCACGUCUCGUCCGUCAAUCAGCCGUGCAGGAGGACACACAUGAGCUGUCCUGUUCGCCACCGCGGCUCGGCGUUCGCUUCCUCCCCACGAUACCGUCCGCCGCCGACAGUAGCGUCCAGCUGGACGACGAGACGGCCGAAGCGGCCAGUCCGACCUCAAGCCAAAGCGGCAACCAGCCGGCAACUCCCGCACCGUUCUACGCCAUCCUGCACGGUAGCGGCCAUCCUCAGGCAACCGUCUCUAGUCUUAAAGAUAAAACCAAACCUCCGUGAGUGGAGGAUCGGGCGCAGGACGACGCUUCCUCCGUGCCGGUGCUCGGCAGCUCGCUCCCGAAACCGAUGGCGGAAGCUCAGCCCAGGCCAGACGAAGCAGACGAUGGUGACCGUGUCCUUGGCGAUUGUAGCCCAUACCUUUAAGUAUUACUUUUAAUUCCUCAGCGGCAUUAGGGUGCAGUGUAGAGGACCGCGUAAAAAAGCAUACAAAAACAAAGAUUAAGGAUGGAGGAAAAAAAAACUUUUCACUCUAGUUGAAUCAGAUACGUUUGAUGCUCUCUUUUCUGCCACGACACAACCUACAUUUUUCCUGGUUUUUCCUCCACAUCUCUUUUCCCUGGGUGUUGUCCGCUCUCGGCGAACGAAGUCGUUCAGUGAGGGCGAAUGUAUUUAUGUGAAAUAAGUGUUCGUGUCUGUGUCAUGUUCUGUCCAGCGGUUGUAAAUAGCAGAGCAGAGACUCACAGCAUUCAAGUAUAAGAAUAGAAAAUUAGUUGGCAGAUAUGUAUGUAUGUAGUGUAUGGGGAAGAAAGAGAAACACUCUCUUAGGAAAAGAAGAAUACUGUGUGAUAUUAAAACGAUUUUAUACAAAAACAAACCUACAACAACCACUAGCUGAAAUAUGUGCAUUAUAUGUUAGAAGAUGGGUGAACGGAACGCGAGCGAGGGGGGCUGGGGAACGGGGGUGCAACUGAAAAUGGACUGUGAGCGAGGCAAAUUUUACAGGUAUAUUAGGAAAGGAUUGAAGUACGGUAUCGUCUAUAGCUUUUGAUGUCAUUUAAAGUCGUUUUUAGCAUCGAAUUGAUUCAUCCGUUACAAGUUGUACUAUUUAAAAAGGAGAUUAACUUCAUUGAACUCUAAAUUUCAUCUAAAAUGGUUAUUUAUCUGAGUAAUUUCAAAAUUAUCUGCAAUUUUAUUUCAAUAACGACAAAUGCGCCUUGUGGCAAAAUAGCGAAGUAGUCGGUCAGCUUGUAAUGCGAAUUGCAUACCACUAGGCGUACAACGUGUUGCAAGCGAGCUGUGUUAAAUCUGUAGCGUGCGAUUGCGUUCAACCACGGAGAGUUGGUUGCGCUAUCGACCGCUAGUGGCGCUAUGAUCCGCUAGCGUUGUUUGAAUUUCACCAUACGGGAAUACAUUUUUGAAAGAACUUUAUAAACAUUAUGGGUAUUUUUUCUUGAAAAAAAAAUUAAUGUUUCAAUUGAACAAAAAUUAUUUAAACAUUUGAAAUGAGUUGAACGAUAUACAGAAAAGAGGAAAAAGCGCAGCGCACGAGUAAUGGCAGGAAGCCGUCCAGAGACAAUAAGUAGCGAAACGGGGUGUAAAAAUCGAAACAAACCAAGAAGGAAAUGCACAAAUGAUACUAAAAAAACAAGAAAAACCAACACAAAACUAAAAAUCUCAUCUAUUUUCAUUCUCAAAACUAGCCGAGAUUUGAACAACACUGUCCACACAUAACCGUUGUUUAUUUCUGUUGAAAACACAUAACUAAAUCAAUUGUACAUACAACAAAACAUAACACAAAGGUAUAAACGUUCACUGUUUCAGCAACGACUAAUGAAGAUUUAAAAAAAGAGAAAGAUAUUAAACAAAUAAGCAGAAAAACAAAAACACUUGUAUGAUUUAAAAGGAAUUUAAGAAAAAACACAAACGAUACUGCCAAAUGAACAGGAUAAAAUACGAAACUAAAACAUGGAUGUAAAAACAUGAGAUUAAAAAUACAAAACUGAGUAUAGCGUUAAAGAAAUUACUCCCAAAAAACACUGCCAUUACUUUUGCAAAUCAAUGUAUUGGGACACAGAUUCCCUCCUUUCGAAGACACAGAUGUGUUUCUAUCCAGCACAGGAGACAGUAUUAGCGGGAUGAAUGGAGUAUACUGGAGUAAAGUUUUAAAGCGUACGAACGACACCGUAACGAAACCACAUACACACACAGCGCCCAGGAAUUUGAUUCCGAACGACAGCCAUUAUUUUACGAAAGCAUCCACAUUCGAUUGAAUAAGAUGAGAAGGAACAGUCGAAGCGAUACGGUACUGAUACGGUGCUUACGAAUCUAUAUUUAUUGUACACUGACAUACACAGCCUGAGGCAUCCGACUAAAAGGUUUUAUAAUGCAUCCCGUACGAUUGUUUGGGUGUGGAAAAAAGCAAACACUGACAGAACGAAACGAAACUCCAAAGUGUGGCUGAGUGUAUAAGGGGAAAAUGGCCUAAAUGGGGCACCGAUACGGGGGCAAACAUGACUUAUACUGAUAAUGUAAUCGACUGCAUAUGCUCACCCAGCAACACCCGGUGGUAUGGGUACACAAACAAAAUAAAGUGGAUAUUUAAACUGUA
Anopheles stephensi (Asian malaria mosquito) is the source of this 7491-nucleotide messenger RNA. RefSeq names its product lutropin-choriogonadotropic hormone receptor (gene rk). Gene Ontology annotation, molecular function: protein binding; protein-hormone receptor activity; G protein-coupled receptor activity. Bases 1311 to 5162 code for a protein of 1283 amino acids. Gene Ontology annotation, biological process: G protein-coupled receptor signaling pathway. NCBI's taxonomy places the organism in Eukaryota, Metazoa, Arthropoda, Insecta, Diptera, Culicidae. Gene Ontology annotation, cellular component: membrane. The record is from RefSeq and is a predicted model, not a curated record. The transcript is spliced from 17 exons.